AUGGCUACCCCAAGCCCCCCAAACCUCUCUAAAACACUUUCCGACAAGGCCAGCAACCUUCUCAAUAAGGUCAACGAUGCUCAAUCCAUCUUCAACCCAGUUACCCAACUCCUAGAUACCUACCUAAGCUCUAAGGAAGUUCGCGCUCUCCCAUCAAGUUCACGAAAACUCCUUACCUCUCUUUGCCUUGAAUUUAAGGCAACCAUCGAACAAUACUUCGACACCUUUGCUCCAAGCCCUCCUAUACUCAAAAAAACUUUAUUUUAA
This is a messenger RNA of Sclerotinia sclerotiorum 1980 UF-70, 267 nucleotides long. RefSeq lists its product with no specific name. The transcript is spliced from 2 exons. Bases 1 to 267 code for a protein of 88 amino acids. Lineage: Eukaryota; Fungi; Ascomycota; Leotiomycetes; Helotiales; Sclerotiniaceae. The record is from RefSeq and is a predicted model, not a curated record.